GUGUGACCAUAUAGUUGUCGGUAUGUUAAUCAGCAUUCAGUUAACAGUUCAAUUGAGCAUAACGGAUUGUUGUCAGCACUAUUGAGUCAUUUACAGCUGUUAACCGCGCACAGUUUGACGCCAUGGUCUAUGUUAAACCAUUUCAAAUGUUCUCUCAAUGUUGAUGUGCAAGGACGUGUCGCGGCAUAACGUUUAAGAAUUCUUUGUAUUAUGCGUGUGUGCUUAAGGUGUUAAAACUGUGCGUUUGUGUGUGUGAGUGUGGGUUUGGGUGUCACUUACUGAAUGCCCUCUAAGGCUAUAACAACAAAUGCUAUAAAAUGAAUAAGUGUAAAGUGCACAGCUAAAUUAACAACAGGAAAAACAAAAACAACAACAGCGGCCACAGCUAACGGUUAAAGCUGUCUGGCCAUUGUUUUUGUUGCCGCCUGCAAUGCGGCAAAAUUUGCCGCUUGGUAAAACAUAUCACAUCGGAUUAUAUACACAUAUAUGACUGCAAGUGAGCAAAAAGCUGCACAGAAAACUAAUCAGCAAUAAAAAAGAAAACACACGCAUUUAAAAAAGUUAGCGAUCUCUUCUUAAAUCGUUUUUAUCGUUUCGUCGCGGCUAAUUGGACUAACUAUAAUUAACUGCGAGCAGCGUGAUAGCAUAUCAAAAAGUGCGCCGCGGUUUGGCCAAUUUAUCUGACAUGUUUACAAAAUAGCUAAUCAGAGGGACACUGUGCACAUAUAUAGAGAAAAUCAAUUUAUAUUCAGUGCUAAAAAUGCGACAGCAAUCAACAAACGCUGGGCGCUUUAAUGAAGCAUAUCAGCGAGCAAAUAAUAUCGUCUACAACAAUACCAAUGGCAAUAACAAGAAUAUAUACAACAAUUGGAACAACAAUGAGCAUCACUUAAGCAAAUAGAAAAUCAGCUUGCAAAAUCAAUACAAAAUCAAUACAAAUAGCUGAGAAAUUUACUGUCAACAUUUUUUUUGCCAGAGGAGAAGAAAAACAAAAACGUGAGAUACGAUAAACAAAGGGACAAGGCAAACAAACUCCAUUUCAAAUGGGCGGCAAGAACGGAGUCAGUGGUAAUGGCGGCGGCGGCGGAGGUGCCGGUGGCGGUGGCGGAAGCGGCAAUGGACCCGGCGGUGGCAGUCUGAACUCUAGCGUCUGCAACUCGGUGCUGACAAAUGCAACCGCAGCUAGCAACAGUCUCAGCCAGCAGCAGCAGCAGCUUCAGGCCAAGUAUAUCAAGUCCAAACGCCAUCAGAGUCGUUAUACCAAUCUACAGCAUUCUGGUCACGAUUCCAGCAGCUAUCUGCAUCUUAAUUCGCUCUGGUCUAUAUGGUAUGGUGUGCUACUGACACUUUUCCAAGGCUAUUUAGCCAUGCACGGCGCCUACAGGUUCCUCGGCUGCUCGUUAAUACCCUGGAAAAUCGAGCCCGUUGCUGAGCUAAAUCUGCAGAUUGUGCUCUCCGGGGUGGUGUUUAUUCUGCUGCCCGUAUUCUUUACAUCGGCGGUAUUUAAGGUUGGAAACUUGGCAAACGAUGGCAUCAAAUUGGCAACUGGCGCCAAGGAGCGUCGCUGCACGCUGGCACCGCAUGAUGGCCUCGAGGAGGAGGCACGAGGUGGCACUUUGCGCGCCCUUUGGACGCAUGGAGGACCUACGGCAGCCUUUGUGCACAUCCUUAUAGCAUUGUGUCUGCUGCUGCCGCGACUUUUGCUGGAGGCGCGCAUCAUCGAGAAUGGACUGUUGCCCAAAGAGCAAGUUUGGGCAACCGAAUUGGACUUUGUUGUUAUCAAUAGACGCAAUUUGAUGGCCAUGUCGGUGGUGGUGCCGACGCCACCCUAUCAAAAUCAGCAGCAGCAGCAGCAACAGCAGAGGCUGAACGUAAGCGUAAACAGCUUGGAGCACGAUGAGGACGACUACUACAACGAUACGAUGUUCACGGCAAUACGGAGCAGUAGCAGCGGCGGCGGUAUCAAUAAUAAUUUGUUCGAACUGACACGUGAUAAGGAUGGCAGAAAUGGCAGGAAGGCGGCCAAGACGACGGCAAUAACAACAACAAAAACAACAAUGCGUAAAGGAGCUGCGGGCAGAACAAGAUACUUUGAAGUGCCCGAUUUAAUUAAUCGAAAUAUUGAUGAAGACAAUGAGCGGCAGGGUAAGGACGUGGCCCAACGACAGCAGCUUGAUGAUGACAACGAUGAUGAUGUUGAUGAUGUUGACUUAGAUAAUGAUAACGUUGAUGUGGGCCGAGAUGAGGGCCCUGUCUUUAUGCCAGACUUUGAGGCCAGCAAUGGGUUUGCGCCCAAAGCAACAGCAACAACAAUAGCAAAAGCAGCCACAGCAGCUGCAGGAGCGGAAAAUUGGCAAAGGCUGGGCACACUUGACAAGGCGACCAGCAAGACAACAGCGGCUAGCAUUGGGCCAAUAACAAAAACAACAACGGCUGCUACAAGCAGCACAGCAACAACAUCAAUAUCGACCACAACAACUACAGCAACAACAACCACACCAGCAGCAGCAGAAGGAACAACAAGCACAACCGCAUCACCAAUUAUAGCCAAGCAGCAGCUACAAUUGCACCAACACCAACAUCACAACAAGAGCAGUCGAAAACACCACAAGCACCACCACAAGCAGCGACAACAACAACAACAACCGCGUCGCCACCACGUGGCUGCCCACGAACAGACGCUGGUAGAGAGCUACGGCGAGGAGGAGACCACGACACGGGACAGCAGUAUUCAUCGCGUGCGCACCGAAAUGCUGCCAGAGAUUAUAAUACCCUCGACGCCAGUGUCCAGCAACUCCAAGAUAAUUGCCAUCAAGCCCAAAACGCAGAAGCGUCGCAUUGUCAAGCGCGCAGCGAGCAAAUCCGGCGUGGAUAUCGAGCCGGAGUAUUUGCUGGGCGAUGCGGCCGUCAGCUCCAGCGAGUUUAUAGCCAAGUCCAGCAGCGAGCAGCAGCAGGAGCAGCAGGAGCAGCACGAGCAGCAGGAGCAGGAGCAGCUGGAUGAGGAUCUGGAUAUCGAUCUGGACGAUGCCGAUUUCCAAGCGCUGCCAGCUGUCACGCCAGCAGUAGCUCCCACUGGCAGCAGCAGCAGCAAUGAUUUUGUGCGUCUCGAUGGCUUUGCGGGCAUGCUGCAGCUGUUUUUUGGCAUCGACAAGCCCAUCGAUGUGGCCAUCUUUGCCCAGCCGCCCAGCGCGGAGUUUGUGAACCUCUUGUGCGCUUUGCUCGUCUGGACAGUGCGUUAUCCGGCCGUAUUCUGGAACACGUCCAAGUCGUUUGCCUGUGUCUUUAGCCUGCAAAUGAUUGUCGCCGCCUUGGACACCAUACUUGGUUAUGUGGGCGUCUCGAAUCUCUACAAGCUGCAGAUCUAUGCGGAGGCCAUGCCAGUGCAUCAGCCGGGACUCAUACUGAAUGCCACGGUCACGCUGGCGCUCUACUUGCUGGCCACGGCGCUCGUGUUGGCCUCCUCGAUGGUCAUGUAUUUGUAUGGACACGGCCGGCUGGCCACUCGCAUGAGAGAUCGCUCCAUUAUCACGCUUAAGACCAGCCAAACCUGGAUCUAUUUUGCUCAUUGCGCCUCCUUGUGCUUUGUACUGGCCUUGGCUGUGGUCAAAGCGCCACUGCUGAAUGAUCUCAGCGCCACCUACAAGAACAAUUUGCAUUGUCCAACGUUUUUGGCAGCGCUCGUUGGCGUCACACACCUGCUGCUGUGGAUUGUCGUCUGGCUUUGCCUGACCAUCAAGAGGCGCUGGCACUUUAAGCUGCCACCGCUGGAUCACACCUAUGGCGGGCUGUUGAACAAGGCCAGCGCUCAGCCGUUGCUCAUGUCCAGCGGGCAACGUACGGGCAGCAAUUCGAGCAGCGGCGCCAACUCAACGAGCACAACGGUCAAUGGUAUCGACUCCUCCAAGCCGGAUAUGAUGAGCACGGCCACAAGCACGGAACUGGCUGGCAUGGGACUGGUGGCACAGGAGGAUAUCUAUUGGCCAAAGCUGACGCCCAGCUCGCCCAAGCUGAAGGUCACCUUCAAUGAAGUUACGAGUACGUCUGAUGAUGUCCUACUAAUUGGUGACCAAGAACAAACUGAUGGCAAGCGCCAUACGAGCCGUGGAACCGCGCUAUGUUUUGCCAGUUCUGCGGGGGAAAUUGACGACGGCGAGUACGCGACAUUAAGGGCGGCCACCGCCGGCACCGUUGUGGGCAUCACCAUGGGCAGCAUAAAGAGCAGCAUUGCAGUGAGCAUCGGCGGCGGGGUCGGUGGCGCAGGCAGCAGCAGCAUCAUCAGCGGCCUGCUGCAUCUAAGCGAAUAUGACGAGCUGCCACCGCCGCCAUCUGUCAACCAUCAGCACCCACUAGCCCAUGGGCACGCCCACGACUAUGCGAAUCUGAGCGGGCUGGGCGGCAUCAGUGAUGACAACAUCUCCGAGGAGGGCAAGCUGCUGGCCUGUGUGCGGGACGAUAGCAUCACGUAUGCAUCCACACGCGAUCUGGAGCCGCCACAGCCGGCAACACCACCGCCGCCGCCGCCACCGUUGCCCGUCAAAGGUGCGCCCAUGCCCCAGCCGCCCAGCGUGCAGCAUCCACAUGUCAGCUACGGACGCGCGCCCCAGGCUAUGCCCGAGAUCAUGCAAAUUUCACCCGAACAUCACAAAUCACAGCCACAGCCACAGCAGCAGCAACCACACCACCCGGCGCUCCAUCAUCCACUACAGCAACAUCCGCAUCCGCAUCCACAUCCGCAGUCGCAUCCGCUUCAGCAGCAUCAUCUAGUCAGCCCACUGGCUCCGGUCACGGUCGCCGUGCACACCAACGAGGCGCAUAUCGCCUCCAGCUCCACACCCCGCUGCCUGCGGCGCGCCGACUCCGGCGUGCCAAAUGAGGCGCUAACGCCACGCAGCGACACCAAUUCGAUCACGGAGAGUACCAAUACCACAUCGCCACCGGAGCGUGCCCCCUCCGAGUCCUCCAGUGGCGUGCACUCGGGCGAGGAGCGUGAACUGGAAGUUAUUAUACGCCCCCGCGUCAGCUGCAAGGCACCGCCACGCCCACCACAGCCGCCCAUACAGGAAGAGCCCUACGGCCGCUGCACCAACAUGCGCAUGUCCAGCUUCAAUGCUGACCCCGUGGCCGCCGCCAGUGCCAUCAACAGCGCCACAUUACCACUGCAGCGCAGCGCACCCGAGCAGAAGUUCGACUAUACGGCCCACUGCAGCACCAUGCCCCUGCCGGCGGGCUGUCACAGCCAGCAGCUCGCCAACGGCGGCGGGAGCAACAACAAUAACGGCGGCUAUGCCUCCACCUCAGCCAUGACUAGCUCCAUGGGGCCGCCGCCGCCGCCCUCGCAGGUGUCCAGCUUCAAGACGCCCAGCAUGCAUUAUGCCAAUGCAGCCGUGGCACUGGGCUCAUCCUCGCACGUGCCGCACACAACGCUGCCCAACGGCGUGCGCUACUCAAAUCCGCAUUUUCUGCGCCGUUUGCCGCACGUGAGCAAAGCUGCCGAAUCGCCAUAUGGACACCUGGGCUAUGGGGCCGCACAUCACGCCUUCAGCAAGCUGCCGCACGAGACGCAUCCGACCAUACCCGAGGAUCGGGAUUCAGCCAACUAUUCCAUGGCCUCAGAUCAGGACUGUGGCCUCUAUGUGACGGCUCAGCUGCACUAAGCCGGCGGCGGGAUUGAAUUUUAAAUGACAGCUAUAGCACUUUAGUAUCGUAAUAUCGCAAAAAAUCAAGCUUAAGUAUAUGUGUACGUUAAUCCUAAGUGUAUAGAUGCCUCAAAUCUUAAAUCUUCCACACGCACUUCACGAGUUCACUAGACAUCAUCAGAGUUGAGUUUGUAAGCCAGAUGUAUGUAUACCAAAGGGGUUCCGCGAUUUCGAAUCCCUAUCUGCAUUAAUUGUUCAGCCCUGAUGAUGUAUAGAGACUUAUUACCAGAAGUAAACCUCGUAGGUCCGAAGCUUAUAUGUAUAUGAUUUGCAUAAAUAAUUAAACCGUGUAGCACAAAUACCCACGCCCCAAGCAACUAACGCCCCACGCAUAAGGUUACAAAGGAUAUCUAUGCAUAUACUAUAUACAUAUAUAUAUAUAUAAAUAUAUAUAUAUAUAUAUAUAUAAUUCUAUAUUUAUACACACCACUCGGUAUGCUCGUAUACAAUGUGUAAGAUAAUAAACAAUAUUUGUGUUUAUCAUAUCAUCUAUGAUAAUAUAUGUAUUUAAACUAGAACCUACGCGUAAUAUUGAAACGUAAGCAAAGCCGCAUACAUUAUAAUCGUAUAUAUACAACUACUAUUAUCGAAUAAUCAAGAAAUAUUUACAAUAUUUUGCCCACUCCGAAACAUUUCUCUCCAACAUAAAAAAUGCAUACGAAUUUAAGCCGCAAUCGCAUGGUUUUAAAUCUAAGAAACAGAGGCCGAAGAAUUUGUGAAAGUAAAAAUUAAAUUUGAUAGCAAUUAACUAGCGCACAAAAUGUACGAGUCCAAAGAGGCAUAACACUCGAAGAUCUGACUUUUUUUUCCGAAAAUCUUUUAGUUUAACAAUUAAUAAUAUAAUAAACUAUUUCACCUCGGCUGAAUAAACUAGGAUCUAGAAAUGUUAUACCUUUUUGAGCUCGUGCUGGCCUAGGAAUCGAUAAGCUUUGAAAUCGACCCAAUUUAAACAACAACAAAAAAAAAAAAUGCCGUGAUGGUAGAUAGCAUUAGCCACGCUUCAGCUAGUCGUCGUAAAGUAAAGCUUCAGCAUAUUUUUUAUGGUCUCCUCGAAAUAUUCUAAUCGUUUAAGAUAAAUGUAAAAUGUAAUGUAACAAAGCGACAAUAUGAUGAUAUCUAAUGUAUGAUAAAAGCAACUAACUAACUGUAUUAAAUUAGCUAAUAUACUUACCAUCAGAAACACGCAUACAUACACAACCAUUAACUCACGGACUACAAAGCACUUCCCAUACAUAUCUCCCCCAUGAAAAAAAAAAAAAAAACAAUUCCAACAAAGACUUUCAACUCGAAACUACUUUUCUAGGCGCUCUCUACAA
Molecule: messenger RNA, 7012 nt
Organism: Drosophila montana
Lineage: Eukaryota; Metazoa; Arthropoda; Insecta; Diptera; Drosophilidae
Gene: tinc
Product: tincar
Exons: 10
Coding region: 1044-5654 (1536 amino acids)
Source: RefSeq, a predicted model, not a curated record